AUCGGGGUGACGCGACCAACGAUUAAAGGACGCAUAACGACUGCUUGCGAUAAACACUGAUAACUAAUCUCAUUCUUAGUCAACUAGUCGCCUCACUCGUUUGUUUCUUACAUCCGUGUACACUACACUCGAAUCAUUAAAAUUUUAAAAUCAGAAUAAUCGAAUUCCAAUUCAUUCUAAAUUUAAAUUCAAAACAAUUCUCAUUCUGAAACCGUCCAAAGUGCAAAACCGUUAUCCAAAAUAAAAAAAAGAAAAUCUAUAAAUAAAACCAUUCUAAAUUUAAACAUCGACUUUUAUAUUUAUCACGCGUCAUAUUUCAAAAGUUAAUUCGAAAAUUCAAAUGUUCAAAUAAAGAAUGCUCGUCGGUUUCAAUUUGUGACAAAAUUACGCAGUGGCCAGUGUUUUUAAGUGAGACUUCGAUAAUUUAACAUCUUAUUAAAGAACCGUUAGAUCGAAUUUUCAAUGAAAAACGUUACCUAUAACAAUUUAAGUUAUGACCAAUAAAUGUUACUUGGUUCUAUAACGUUUUAUGUGUUAAUACGUUACAAAUAGCAGUUAAUAGAUUGAGAUUUUCGUAUGAAUGAGUGAUUCAGUGUUGGCAAAGAUGCGCGGGAGUCUGCAUGUUUCUAAGAUGCGCGUUUAGUGUUCUAGUGUGCCAGUGUUGUGCAAAAUGAGUGUUCCUAAUUUAAGUGUUGAUCAGAUCACAGAGAUCGAAGCGGCAGAGGCUUGCAAAUGGCUGAGAGCUGCCGGCUUCCCGCAAUAUGCGCAGAUGUACGAAGACCUACAAUUCCCCAUAGACGUAUCGGGAGUACAGAACGACCAUCCGUUCUUAGACGCGGACUCUCUACAAUCGUUGUUCAGAAGACUGACGGCGCUCAACCGAUGUGCCAACAUGAAGUUAGAACACCAUCAUCAUCAGAAGAGAUCAAACGACUCUGACGAUGAGCAAUGCGCGCUGAGCGACAAAUGGCAGUACGAGAGGAAGUCACGCCGAUGGUCCAGGGUAGUGGAGAUCACGCCGCAAGCACAGAGGAGGUUGCAGGUGAUAGCAGCAAGAGCACUAGCAGAGAGAGAAGCGAGAGAAGCGAGGGGGGAGGUGGAAGAUGAUGAAGACGAGACCCUGCCGACGAUAAGAGUAGGGCUCGUCGACCCUGAGGGGAAUUAUACUGAUGUGGAACCUGAUCUAUUAACAGUACCAGGCCAAAAUGUAAUACAGUUACCAAGUGACAAAGAAGAUGAAGAAGAAACGGGAACGCGUUUCCGACGCACCGGCUCCGAAAGAUUACGAGACGGAGCGAAAGCCUUACUACGAAGAGUGGAGUCCCUCAAAACGAGAAGAAGAAAGAGGCAAAACCGGACAGAAGUCAUCGUAUCAUCCCCCCAUUUCUUAGACGUACAACAAGAUAAAUACGCAGACCUAAGUUAUAUAGACAUGACUCCAACUACGCCUACCGCAUUUCCUUUCCCAGAUUUCCACAGUUCUCCUUUACAUGCACCGGCAAUUAGGACCCAACCACCUUCACCGAUGACUGUAAUGCCCCCAUCUCCUAUAGCUCCUUUAGAACAAUCAUUUGUCUUAAAUGCCCCUUUUGGAGAUGACAGUUCGAGUUAUGCCUCGGAUGGGAGUAUGGGUUCGAGCAAUAAAAGUUCGAAAUCAAAAUUGGGGAGGGCGAAGAGGAUUUUCCAUAGAGGGAUCAAGAAUGAUGACUCUAGUGCUCUAAGUGAUUCGGAGUGCCAACCAGCUAGUUGGAGACAUAAUUAUUAUAAGGAGCAUAAUACUCAUCAAAAUACAGAGGUCUACGUAGAGCCACCUUCUCCAGUGGAACUGAAACCAGACCCUGAAGUACUUCGAGAAGUCCAGAAAUCUCCAGGUCAUACACACCAUCGAAGGCAGGCCAUAAGGACCAGUUCACUUAAUUUGGGAAAUGAUGGGAAGAAGUUUCGUGAUCGAAGUCUCAAAAGAGAUAAGUCAGCGUCAAGAAGUUCAGAGCUGGAUAGCAGUCCCAACUCAGCAGGAUCCAGGUCACAUGAUGGAGACCAGGAUGAUGACGAUGAUAGUCUGGAUAUGAAGAGUAAGAAAAACAACAUUCAGCGAUGGUAUUCGUUUAGAACAAAUGCGUUGAAUGGUGGACCCAAGGCGAAUAACACUUUGACGCCGACCCCAAACCAAAAGGACCCGGAUUCAUAUCUAUCACGGCCAAUGUCGUCACUAUCAUGCGGUCAGCUCCACAUUUUGAGGAAACUGGCACUUCUUCGGCUGACAGCCUGCAUGGAACGAUACUGUCCUUCACACAAGUCUGGAUGGAAUUGGGAACUGCCUAAACUUAUUAGGAAGAUUAAGACUCCUGAUUAUAAAGAUAAGACAGUGUUCGGUGUUCCCCUAACAGUGUCUCUACAAAGGACAGGACAUGCGUUACCAAAGCCUAUACAGUGCGCAUUGAAUUGGCUCAAAAACAAUGCGUUAGAUCAAAUGGGUAUAUUCAGAAAAGCCGGCGUAAAAUCCAGGAUCGCGAAACUCCGUACCACAGUCGAGGCAGCCGGGGCUUCCAACGCCAGCUUCGCUAUAGAAAACCUUAACACCAUGGAACCAAACCAGUCGAGUUUGAACUUCGAUGGAGCUCAAGCACAUGAUGUAGCCGACAUGGUGAAGCAGUACUUUAGGGAGUUACCUGAUGCGCUGUUGACUAAUAAGCUUAGUGAGACGUUUAUUGCGAUUUUUCAACAUGUUCCCGAACCCCUAAGGCCGGACGCAGUACAGUGUGCGUUGCUACUGUUACCUGAAGAGCAUUUAGAAGCGUUGCAUUCUCUGCUCAUAUUCUUAGCAGAUGUGGCGGAACAUUCGGCUGUGAACCAGAUGACAGCUUCAAACCUAGCUGUCUGCUUAGCUCCUACGUUGUUGAGGUUACAUCACGCGCCACCGCAAACUGGGAGCACUAAGGAAGGGAACUCUAAUAGAAUGGUAAUCGAGAGCGUAGCGGACCAGCGACAGAUCAGCGAGAGCCGCGCGGCGCACGCGUGCCUGCUGCUGCUCAUACAGGCACACAAGCAGCUCUUCCUGGCACCCGCUGACAUGCUGGCCAGAUGCAAGUUUAAUUACUUCGAGGAGAGUGUGCCGGUCGCGCUCGAAGAAUUGGGAGCAGACUUCAACCAAGACUGGAAAGGUUUCCAGCAAGCCUGUAUCAAAGCUUUACUCAAAGAAGCCAAAGAAAAAACACGUGGGUGGAUGUCAGUGUCAGGAGCUGCUCCUCAUGUGGAACUGUGUUGCAAGAAGGUUGGGGAUGGACAUCCUUUGAGGUUAUGGAGAGCUACUACCGAUGUGGAGGCGCCGCCACAGGAGGUUAUGCAAAGAAUACUCCGAGAGCGGCAUAUAUGGGACGACUCACUGGUGAAAUGGCGGGUCGCUGAGAAGUUGGGCGCAAACGCAGAAGUUUUCCAGUACGUCACGGCAUCUAGCAUCAAUCUACCUUCAAGAGAUUAUUGUGUUUUACGAUCAUGGCAGCAAGGCGGCACAGCAGGCGGGUGGUGCGCGGUGGCGGAGACAUCAGUAGCGCACGGCGCAGCGCCCCCCGGUGUAGCGCCACAAGCGCGUGGCGUUGUGCUCGCCUCGCGCUACCUCGCGCAGCCCGCCGGGAAGGGCAGGAGUAGGCUCGUGCAUCUGGCUAGAGUUGAUACCAUGGGCCGUACACCAGAAUGGUACAACAAAUGCUACGGACACAUUUGCGCGCUAUACCUCGCCAGAAUCCGAGCUUCCUUCAAACAUAACACAGAAGGUCCCGAAUCGAAUGUAUGAUCCAAGCAUUCCACUUAAGCCGGCGCCAUAUUGGAAACGGCUUAAGUUGACGUUUGUGACGUCACUGUACAUACUUCUCUAGAGUUCCAUGAAAUUGUAUAUUGGAAUGGAUUGGCGUUUUUGCCAAUACUGGAUUGGUUAGAGAUGUACCUAAUUUUACAUUCUCUGAUUUAAAAAUAAGUGAUUAUGGGAUAUUAAUAUAUUAUGUGUAGAUAUUAUAGUUAUGGAAAGCAAUAGAUUUUCAAAAUAUAUUCAUUGUUAUCAGUAAUAAAAAACACAUGACUGUGUAAUAAAAGCUACAGAAAUCUACUUUUGGAUAGAAUCUUAAGAAAUUGUUGACUAUAGACCGCAUGAUACAAUAAUUACAUAAAUGAUUAGAUAUUUCAAUGUUACGAGUAUAAUAAUUCCAAAAUGGCCCAAGCAUACAAUAUACUCAAAUAAUUUACUGACAGUAGGUAAAUGGAAAUUCGACAUAUUCAAUAUACAUUACAGAAUUACUAUAUUUACUACAAUAUCAUACCUAUUUAAUAUUAAGUACAUACAUAUAUAUAUUUCGACGUGAAUAUUUGACCAAAAUUAUAAUUAUUAUAGGCAAUAAAAAAGGAUCUGAUAAUGGUCUUAUAUUAUUAUGUAGAAAAGUUUUGCAAUAUUUAAAAUAAUUUGUGAGCAUUUGUCAUGUAAAUAUUUGAACAGAAUCAUAAUAACUUGAAUUAACCGCAUAAUAAAUUUAUACUUAUUAGGUUUUUAAAAUAUUCUUUACCUACCUCUGUGACACAAGUUGUUCUAGCUAGACCCUUAGCCCCAAAAGGGACCUACCAAAAAGCCUGAUUUAUUUGAAAAUUUAGUUAGAUAUUAUUAAUUAAUAUUAGUCUACCCGUGGUGCAUUGUAAAUAUAAGUUAUAUUUUAAAUAAAUUCAUUAAAAACUCAAUAUUACAAUUAUUGUUAUUGAAUAAUAUAAUUAACAAGAAAUCUCGUUGAAUAAUAUUUGAAUAUAAAAAUUAUUCUGUUUUACCAUACCCUAUGUAAAGUUAUCGUUACAUAUCACUAGUCAUAUUAUAUAAAUAAAAAUAAUAAUCAAAUAUAAAACACAUUUAACCGUACCUGUCCUGUGUUCAGGAACAUAGUAUUAAAUUAUAUUUAGGUACAUUAAUUAUUCAUAUUAUAUUAUAUUCAAUAAUGUAAUAAAAUUAUGUAAUUUUUGAACGUUGAGGUGUAUCAGAAUGGGAUAAAGUGUAUGUUCUAUUGAAUAAUAUUGUUUUAUGUGUAUUUGUAAAAAGUCUGAUUGUAAAUAGUUGCAUUGUUAGCUUUGAUAGAAAAUGACCAUCACAAUUUUAAUGUACUUAGAGUAAUUGCUAUAUGAAGCUGUGUUUCAUACAGCGCAGAAAUGGGUUUUCUCCAGCAAGAGAAUGGGUAAUAUGUUGUUGUUUGUGGUCGAGUCGUAUGGGUGUUAUGCACCUAAGAUCUUCCUAUAGUUAAUACGUCAUUCAGUAUUGGUAUAAGUAAGAUGACUAACGUAGAAGUAGGAUAGGGUUUAUCCUUUUCCCCACACCCUUUAUCAAAAACCACAAAGCUACAUGUUUAUGAAACACAGCUUCAUACAGAAUAAAAAUAUUUUCCUUAAUGGAAAAUCAAUUUGAAGCCAAAUAUCGCAAAUUGAAGAUAUUAAAUCGCUUUUAAAAAUAGAUUUAAAUGAUAUUUUUAAUUAUUAAUCUGUAAUCUCAAUAUUAUAAUGUUGUUAGUUACCUAUGAUUUCACAAAUUGUUGGUGCAGUUAUUCAUAAUGAAUACCUGAAUGUGAUGUGAAUUCCAGAGACAGUUUUAUAAGUAAUGGCAACUCUUAGCAUUAGGAAUGUUUGUAGUUGACUCGCGACAUUUUCCAAUCCUAACUUUAAUCGAGGGAGUCUACAGGUUCCAAUUUCGUCAGAAAAUUCUUACGUAAUUGCAUUGUAUAGGCACUUAAGCGUUUUUAGUAUAAGGUGUUAAAAGUCAUAUAAAAGAAGACGUUUCUGGAAUUUUCUCAACAUUCUGGAAAUAUUUUGCUCUCAAGAUAGUUAGGAAAUCUCCCGGGUUGGCGAGUGGACUUUCGAUGUACUAGUUUAAUUCAAUUAUAAACAAACAUACAUCACAUCAUCAAACUGUAAAUAAAGGCCAGUUACAUGUUAAUCUCAUAUGUACCAAUUCCAAAAAAUAAAUAUUUAACAUACUUCUUAGUUUCAGAUACAUAAACAUUUCAUUCCAUAAUUGGAAUUUAGAAUACAGUUUUCCAUUCUGGAAUUCCAGUUCUAGAGAAAAAAAAUGAAAGAAAAUACGCACGGAAUUCUAAAUAGGAAAACAUAAAAAUGAAACCGUUUUCAGGCAUUCCAUAAAUAUUUAAUAUUUAUUGCAAAAUGAAACCUAAUUUAUUGCAAUAUAAAAAUUGCUUUUGGAAUAAAAAAUGGGUGUGUUCAGUUUAAAUAGGUAUUCGACAGACUGUCAUGAUUUUAUCCGCCAUUUUACCAUAUUGAUGUUCACAGUAUUGUAUCUGUUUAAAGCACGGUCUGCAUUUAUUGUAAAAUAAAAUGUUCCAGCAAUUAACUGAAAUAUAUAACCCUUUAAUACUCCGUGUCUGUUUUAUCGUGUAAAAUAAACUAAUGCAUUGUGAUUUAUUCUUUAUGAAAAUAUAUGGACCAUUGUAUUAAA
Helicoverpa zea (corn earworm) is the source of this 6469-nucleotide messenger RNA. It is a transcript of the gene cv-c, whose product is annotated as rho GTPase-activating protein 7. Gene Ontology annotation, molecular function: GTPase activator activity; lipid binding. Lineage: Eukaryota; Metazoa; Arthropoda; Insecta; Lepidoptera; Noctuidae. The transcript is spliced from 20 exons. The record is from RefSeq and is a predicted model, not a curated record. Gene Ontology annotation, biological process: actin cytoskeleton organization; regulation of Rho protein signal transduction; signal transduction. Bases 671 to 3790 code for a protein of 1039 amino acids.